Molecule: messenger RNA, 1633 nt
Organism: Pecten maximus
Lineage: Eukaryota; Metazoa; Mollusca; Bivalvia; Pectinida; Pectinidae
Exons: 5
Coding region: 106-1161 (351 amino acids)
Source: RefSeq, a predicted model, not a curated record
AUUAACCACGCUGUCUAUUAUUUUCCCGCGUUUUGACAAGAAGACAAAGGAACUGCUGUUCGGAGCACUUAGGCCACAUGCAGCGAGAGAUCAACAAACAAGAACAUGGCGCAGUCAAACACUAAUCUCAUUACCAAAACUUUGAAAGUGUUGAAAAGAUCGGACAAGAUACUGUCCUAUGUCAACAAAACAAACCAAAGAGAAAUGAAAUAUUUUAAUGUUGUUGCUGCUGAGGGGGAAGUGGCUUAUAGAAUCAGAGUCUAUCAAGUCAAUAAGCUUAACAUGCUGCAAACAGGAUUGAGCUUCAAGUUCCACAACAUGGUGGCUAAAGGCGAUAAGGAAUAUUGGAUCACCAGCAAUUCAACUUUGGCAUAUUCUGCAACAGUGGAAACAUCCUUAACUGAUUCGUGUGAACUUCAACUACCAGAGAAAAUAGCUCCAGAGGGGGAGAAAAAGACUUUGGCUUCAGCAUUGGCCUCCCCAGACAAGUCAAGUGUGCUUGGCAAAGUAGUACAGGUUUCUCCAUUGAAAUAUCGCCAAGGUGGGUCUUUGCCUGUGCGAGCUCUGAUUUUGAAGGACAGUCAGACCACUGCCAAAGUCUGUUUGUUUGGGGGAAACGCAGAAAUGCAGUUUGAAGAAGGAAAUAUGGUCAACGUUUCGGCUGUUUACCCCAAAAAAUAUCUUAACAGGGAUCAGCUUACCACCUCGCCCAUUUCAACCUGCCAGUUUACAGCUGAUGAUCCUACAAUACUUGUGCAGCAGCAAGAUGCAAACCAAUACCUGUCUGAUCCAGACUUUGAAGAAGAUCUUGAUGAGCCACUUAUUGAAGAUAUCAUAUUGACCGAUUUUACAGAAUUUGAUGUCUAUAAAUGCUGCGAAGUUAAAGCUUGCAGGCAAAAAAAAAUGGUUGGUAAUCAGUGUCCUGUGUGCAAAGCAACGACUUCAAAUCUCAAGUCCUACCGCAUCGCCUUUCUUUAUUCCACAGAAAAGGCAAAAGAUAAAAAAAUUACUCUCUUCAAAUCAACUAUAGAGAAGAUACUAAAAGUUGAACUGGACCUUGAGGAACAAAAAAGCAGUCUGAUCUCUGUUGUGGUAGACAAACUACCAAUUCGUGUCCGUGCCUCCAUUUCGGCUGGAAAUAAUUUGUACAACAUCCAGUAACUGUCACAUAUGGAUGCAUUGUGAAUACAGUGCAUAUUGACGUUUGAUUUUAUUAAGCCCUGGUACGACUAAUCAAAAGCUUACUGUUUUACUGUCCGUCCGUCACGCUAUGUCAAAGUGUUUUUGGUUAAGUUUUCUUCAAAGGGCUCAAUUAAGCUCGGAUGCUAUUUCUUUCAUGAAUAUUAAGUUUGGGUAUACAAUAUGUUGCACAGUGAAGUUAAUAUACACUUUGGCACUUUCAUGUCAACAUAUUUAGUUUCAUUCUGCAUUAGGUAAACGAAUAUAUUAAAUUGGAUAAAUCAUUAAUUGAAAACAUCAAUAAAACGGUUUCCUUAAAUUACCAUAAGUUGUUAAUAGGAUGCUAAACAAUGUAAAACCAAAACCGAGCUAAACAAUGUUAAACAAAAUCCGGUAUAAGUCAAUAUUUCUUACUCGUUGACCUAGGUUGCUACUUAUACUUUGUAGUUAUAUA